AAACAAAAAUGGAUCCACCGAAAGAUGUGCAGCCGCCCAAACAGCAGCCUAUGAUCUACAUAUGUGGAGCCACCAGAGCCCUUUACUCUGAAGUCUAAUCUCCCAUCAGAGCAGCUGUCCUACUGCAGCACUGCAUUGCUGUGGCACUUCCCCCAUCAGUGACAUCACAUCUGACAUCUCAUCCAGGGGGCGUUUCCAACAGAAAUCCCCAGCUAGGCUUAGAUGUAGCUGCAGCUCUGUGAGAGGGAGAGGCAAGAAGGGAGGAAGAGUUUGAACACACUGCAGAGGGAGUGCAGCUAUGGGGAACGCACAGGACAAGCCUCCGGGCAGCGGAGGAGGGGGAGGUAGGUCGCCUCAGGCCACAGCAGGGAGCGGGACGAGAAGCCGUAGUGGAGGCAGCGCGGAAAAGCCCCAGACUCGAAGAGCUCCAGGGAAGGGGGCAGCCAAUGGCACUCAGAGAGAAAACAGCCCUGCUGGUGGACAACAGGAACAGGGUAGCCCUGCAGUGGACACAAGUUAUCUGGACGCCCCUGCUGGGGCCCUUCCUCCUCACCUGGCCAGGCUCAAGAAUGCAGGAAACCACCUCUUCAAACAUGGCCAGUUUGGGGAAGCCUUGGAGAAGUAUACACAGGCCAUUGAUGGAUGUGCUGAAGCAGGCAUUGAUAGUCCAGAAGACCUGUGUAUCCUCUACUCCAACAGAGCAGCCUGUUUCCUGAAGGAUGGAAACAGCACAGACUGCAUACAGGACUGUACCAAGGCUUUGGAGCUGCAGCCCUACUCCUUGAAGCCCCUGUUGCGCAGAGCUAUGGCCUAUGAGUCACUGGAGCGCUACAAAAAGGCCUACGUGGAUUAUAAGACCGUCCUGCAGAUAGACACCGGGGUGCAGGCGGCUCACGACAGAGUCCACAGGAUCACCAAGAUGCUUAUUGAGCAGGACGGACCUGAGUGGAGAGUGAAUCUUCCAGAGAUUCCCAGUGUCCCUCUGUCCGUCCAGCAGCAACACAGAGACAAACCGAUCAGUGCUGAAGUAGCCCAAGCCCGAGCAGCCAGGGCUGCGCAGGAGGAAGCCAACAGAAAAGAUGCCCACUUUACUUUACUGAAACGGGAAGGCAACGAUCUUGUCAAGAAAGGCCACUUCCAGGAGGCUCUGAAAAAGUACAGUGAAUGUGUCGCAUUAAAACCUGAUGAAUGUGCUCUCUACACAAACAGAGCCAUUUGCCUCCUGAAACUGAAUCACUUUGAAGAGGCCAGACAGGACUGCGACUCUGCAUUACAGCUGGAGCCGGGGAACAAGAAAGCCUUCUACAGACGGGCCCUGGCUUAUAAGGGUUUACAGGACUACCUGUCGGCCAGCAGUGACCUCCAGGAAGUCCUCCAGCUGGACCCGAAUGUUCGGGAGGCCGAGGAGGAGCUUGAGGUGGUGACGAGCUUGCUGAGACAGAGCCUGAUGGAUAGCACUGCACACACACCAAGGGUUUGAUGUGGAGGAAUAUGGAGGCAGAGGAAUGAAAUGUGUGUGGACAUGUACUGUACUGUAGCAGUUAUGGAGGAAAAGGACUCUUAAAGCCAUCGAGUGUAGUGAGUAAGACCUGCAAAAAUGAAAACGACUGGUGUUGACUCCUGGGACGGACUCUUUGGAUGACCAGCUUUUCAGCUCUGCGCCAUAUGUAAUGUGUGCAAACCACACCAUAACUCCCGAGUACACAACCUUACAUAAUGGGCAGCUUUAUUUAAAAAAAAAAAAAGAAAAAAGAAAGGCUAAUGUCAAAGUACUCAUGAGCUGCUUGCACUAUAAAUCAUUCACAUUAUGAUGUAAUGUACAGUACAUACAGAUUCAUGUAACAGGCUGCAGAGCGCCAUUUCAUGGUGGAGUAACACGGGGAAAGUAAGAGUGUGUUAUGUGUGCCUUAUUGAGAUUUCUAUCACAGUUAGGAUAAAAUAUGCCAAGAUUUAAAGAUGUUCUGUUUGGUUCCAAAAUGGUUCACUGAGCUCACGACAAAAGCACUGACAGAAACUGAUUCAGCUCAACUGUAUUGUAUAUAGAGACAAGGAACUCCCAGAAAGAUUUAAAAA
This is a messenger RNA of Sander lucioperca (pikeperch), 2073 nucleotides long. RefSeq names its product sperm associated antigen 1a (gene spag1a). The coding region runs from base 299 to 1480 and encodes 393 amino acids. The transcript has 9 exons. NCBI's taxonomy places the organism in Eukaryota, Metazoa, Chordata, Actinopteri, Perciformes, Percidae. The record is from RefSeq and is a predicted model, not a curated record. Gene Ontology annotation, molecular function: protein binding. Gene Ontology annotation, cellular component: cytosol. Gene Ontology annotation, biological process: axonemal dynein complex assembly.